CGGCCGCCGCCAAGAUGGCCGCCGCCGGACGGGUGGCGAGUCACCUUGUAAAAAGCAGCAGUCAGCUGAGGGUCCCGGUACGAUGGAGAGGUCAGGCAACUGCAGCCGCAGUGACAGAAAGCACAAAACCUCAAAUUCAGCCAGAAGUGCGGAAACCUAAAACAGGAAUCUUGAUGCUAAACAUGGGAGGUCCAGAACGACUGGAUGAUGUGCAUGAUUUCUUACUUCGUCUCUUCCUGGACAGAGAUCUAAUGACGCUUCCAGCUCAAAAUAAAUUAGCACCAUUCAUUGCCAAACGCCGCACACCAAAAAUCCGGGAGCAGUACAGCAGGAUUGGAGGCGGAUCACCAAUCAAGAAGUGGACGGCGGUGCAGGGAGAAGGCAUGGUGAAAUUGCUGGACAGCAUGUCUCCUCGCACUGCACCUCACAAAUACUACAUUGGCUUCCGGUACGUCCAUCCUCUGACAGAAGAAGCAAUUGAAGAGAUGGAGAAAGAUGGCAUUGAAAGGGCUAUCGCUUUCACGCAGUACCCACAGUACAGCUGUUCUACCACAGGAAGCAGUUUAAAUGCCAUUUAUCGCUACUAUAAUAAAAAAGGGGAGAAGCCGAAGAUGAAGUGGAGUAUAAUUGACCGAUGGCCCACGCAUCCCCUUCUUAUUCAGUGCUUCACCGAUCACAUACAGAAGGAACUGAACCUGUUUCCACCCGACAAAAGGAAAGAUGUUGUCAUCCUCUUCUCAGCUCACUCACUGCCCAUGUCUGUAGUGAACCGUGGUGAUCCGUAUCCUCAAGAAGUGGGAGCUACUGUCCAGAGAGUCAUGGAGAAGCUGAACUACUCCAACCCUUACAGGCUUGUGUGGCAGUCCAAGGUUGGACCAAUGCCUUGGCUUGGGCCACAGACGGAUGAGACCAUUAAAGGACUGUGCCAAAGAGGAAAGAAGAACAUGUUGUUGGUCCCAAUAGCAUUUACAAGUGACCACAUUGAAACACUUUAUGAACUGGAUAUUGAGUAUGCCCAAGUUUUAGCGAAUGAGUGUGGAGUUGAAAAUAUCAGAAGAGCAGAGUCUCUUAAUGGAAAUCCACUGUUCUCCAAGGCUCUGGCAGACUUGGUCUGUUCGCAUAUCCAGUCGAAUGAAAUCUGCUCUAGGCAGUUAACCCUCUGCUGUCCGCUCUGUGUAAAUCCCGUCUGCAGGGAGACAAAAGCCUUCUUCACUAAUCAACAGCUGUGAUGGGCGGUCUAGGAGAGCACCCCUGGAUUAUACAGGAAAAUUGCCCUGGUGACGCAGGGCAAAGGAAAGAAACCGCCUGACCAAACUCUCCUCUGUUACGUACUUACAGACUGGUAGUCUCAGUGAUGUUAACCUCACAUAACAGUGAAGAGAACUUGACCUUUUUGUUUUAUUUUUUCUUAUGUUUUCUUUGUUUGAGAAGAGUUUGUAGAAAGUAGGGAAAUAAGGGUGUUUAUCCUGUGAGAUGUGAAAAGAUCUCGUUUCAUCUGAUUCUGAUUGGACUUAGCAUGAGCCCAUAAGUAUGCACUGAAAAACUUAAAAAACUUUUCUACAAAUUAGCUUCUAUUUCCUAUGCAGGGAUUUAUUUGUAUGCAGUUUUGUCAUGAGUGCAUUAACUUCAGCUUUCCAGGUCAAGCACACAAUUAUUUGUUUUGUUUAUGCUUAAGGUGCAGUAUAACCAGCAUAGUCACCGAUUGUCUCUUCUGAGGGUGAUUUUUCAGAAGGGUUUGAAGAUCAAGUGACUUCUAAUGCUUUUUAAAUAAUGUGUAUAUUUUUUUAGAACAUAAAGAUAAGGCUUUG
This is a messenger RNA of Gymnogyps californianus (California condor), 1808 nucleotides long. RefSeq names its product ferrochelatase (gene FECH). Bases 15 to 1229 code for a protein of 404 amino acids. Gene Ontology annotation, biological process: heme biosynthetic process. Gene Ontology annotation, molecular function: protoporphyrin ferrochelatase activity. NCBI's taxonomy places the organism in Eukaryota, Metazoa, Chordata, Aves, Accipitriformes, Cathartidae. The record is from RefSeq and is a predicted model, not a curated record. The transcript has 11 exons.